CCCCGGUCUAAGAUGCCUCGCAAGUCUGCAACCACGGCCACCGACGGCCCCGCUGAGCCACGUCGCUCUGCGCGUAUCAAAGAUCAACCCAAGCCCACAGUCUCCUCGAAGAAGGCCCCCGCCAAACCACGAGCUAGGAAGACGAAGGCCAAUGAGCAGCCUGUGGAAGACGCGGCUGAGGAGCCUAAGCCUACUAAAGGCAGGAAGAGGGCCGCCUCUGAAGUAGAGGCCGAAGAUGCUGCGCUGAACGGCGCGUCCGAUGUAGAUGGGCCGCCCCCUGCGAAGCGUGCGAAGCCUGCAUCUAAGGCCGCGUCCAAGCCAGCAUCCAAGGCUGCAUCCAAGCCCCCAUCUAAGGCCGCGGGGACGGCUAGCAAGCCAGCAUCCAAGGCUGCCGGCGCCUCCAACAAGCCGGCGUCGAAGGCGUCGCGUGCGGGAUCCGCCAAGCCCGCAUCUCGCGCUUCUGCAAAGCCUCCAUCAACCACCGGAAAGAAACCUGCCUCGCGUGCAGGAUCGAGAAAACCUGCGUCCAAGGUGGGGAAGGAUAAUAAGGAGAAUGGCGGAGAGGCCGCAGCGCCGGCCCCAGAAACGAUUACUGAAGAGCCCGAGGCUGAAGCGGCUGCAGAGGAGGCAGCUGCGGAAUCCCCUGCAGAGACGGCGUGAUACUUGCGCCUAAUACGAACACUAAUGAGAACUGUACUGUGGCCUGUUGUGUGUCUUUGCGUCGUUUUUUAUCCCCUUUACUUUAUCAGCUUGGAGAUGUCGGCUGUAUUCCGUUCCGUCUUGUCUACUGGUCUCUAUUCAUUUUCUCCCAUAUUCCUGCCGUCGCCUCGCAGCAACACUGCUAUGUUCAGGUUACCGUCGCCAAGUACUCGUGCAUGCACUGUUAUAUUAGUAGUCUGUCUGAUUGACUGAGUGGGACUGUAUAGCCACGUGCCAUGUCCUGAGGUCCCUCUGGAUGAAUAUAUACUUUGCUGUUGUA
Messenger RNA from Postia placenta MAD-698-R-SB12, 979 nucleotides. RefSeq lists its product as hypothetical. The record is from RefSeq and is a predicted model, not a curated record. The transcript is spliced from 4 exons. NCBI's taxonomy places the organism in Eukaryota, Fungi, Basidiomycota, Agaricomycetes, Polyporales, Adustoporiaceae. Bases 13 to 660 code for a protein of 215 amino acids.